This is a messenger RNA of Kluyveromyces lactis, 282 nucleotides long. RefSeq lists its product as uncharacterized. The transcript has a single exon. The record is from RefSeq and is a predicted model, not a curated record. Lineage: Eukaryota; Fungi; Ascomycota; Saccharomycetes; Saccharomycetales; Saccharomycetaceae. The coding region runs from base 1 to 282 and encodes 93 amino acids.
AUGAGUGGUAACCGUGGGAAUAUAGACAAGAAAGACGAAGAUAUUGGGAAGCUUGUCUUCAAGAGAGCAGGGAGGACAGUAGAAGUCGAUCCUGAAACAUUAAGGAAACCUCGAUUAUAUGUUCCAGUAAGGCAUGAUCCAUCUCCUUCACCUUCUGCUAAUCAAGGUGGAUCUCCGCUGGUUCAAACUGGUGGGCAUAGGCCUACAGUAGAGACUCCUAAGCACACAGCUACUACUCAAAAGUCUGACACCGAUGAGCAUGAUUCCGAAAAGAAUGAAUAA